Molecule: messenger RNA, 6405 nt
Organism: Numida meleagris (helmeted guineafowl)
Lineage: Eukaryota; Metazoa; Chordata; Aves; Galliformes; Numididae
Gene: CASKIN1
Product: CASK interacting protein 1
Exons: 19
Coding region: 497-4882 (1461 amino acids)
Molecular function (GO): protein binding
Source: RefSeq, a predicted model, not a curated record
GUGUGCGUGCUGUGGGGUGUGCAUGCUGUGGGGUGCAGCGAGUGGGAGAUCUCGUGCAGGUGUGCCAGGCUCCCUGGUGCAUUGCAGACAAGCAUGACUGCACAUGUGCAGGUGUCUUUGCAUGUACCAGCCAUGCACAGUAGAGGAGAUGAGGGCUGGAGGGCACCGACGUGCUCUGCCAGCCCCUGCCCCUCGUGCUCUGAGUUGUGGUGGUGCUUUGGGAGCACCCAUCCCCUCUCCCUGCUGGUGCGUCAGCUCUGCCAGCCCGCACGUGGGCACGUGUCUGUGUGCAUGGGUGCACACCAGCGUGCAGAUAUGCAUCUGAGAGUGCAUGUGCAUGCAAGCGUGGCUGUGUGUGCGAGCAAUGUGUGGGUAUGCUGGGCAGCACCAGGGCAGGCACACGGCUGCACGGGCAGGGCUGGGGCUGCGUCAUCCCACGGCCCCCCCUUAAGCGAGGCCUGCUGGGGGCUGGGGUGGUAUAGGGAGAGCCUGCACUAUGCCUGCGGCUCCUGGUGAGCUCAGGGUGUGCAGGAGCAGCCCUGCAGCAGUUCAGCUGUCCCGGUGCUGUGCCUCAGUUUCCCCAUCUCUACUGCGUUUGCUGGUUCCCGGGCUGGUACUCAGGUUCUCUGCCCUGCACCAUGCGGCACUCAAUGGGAACACAGAGCUCAUCUCGCUGCUGCUGGAGGCACAGGCUGCUGUGGACAUCAAGGAUAACAAAGGCAUGCGGCCCCUGCACUACGCGGCUUGGCAAGGCAAGAAGGAGCCCAUGAAGAUGGUGCUGAAGGCGGGGUCCUCUGUGAACAUCCCGUCAGAUGAGGGACAGAUCCCCCUGCACCUGGCUGCACAGCACGGGCACUACGACGUGUCUGAGAUGCUCCUGCAGCACCAGUCCAACCCCUGCAUCAUGGACAAUUCGGGGAAGACACCCCUGGACUUGGCGUGCGAGUUUGGCCGGGUUGGAGUGGUCCAACUGCUCCUGAACAGCAACAUGUGCGCGGCGCUGCUGGAGCCCAAGCCAGGGGACACCACCGACCCCAAUGGCACCAGCCCCCUGCACCUGGCAGCCAAGAAUGGACACAUCGACAUCAUCCGGCUCCUGCUGCAAGCUGGCAUUGACAUCAACCGGCAAACCAAGGCAGGCACGGCCCUGCACGAGGCGGCCCUGUGUGGCAAGACAGACGUGGUGCGGCUCCUGCUGGAUAGUGGAAUCAACGCCCAUGUCCGGAACACGUACAACCAGACGGCUCUGGACAUUGUCAACCAGUUCACCACCAGCCAGGCCAGCAAGGAGAUCAAGCAGAUGCUGCGGGAUGCCUCGGCUGCGCUGCAGGUGCGGGCUGUCAAGGAUUACUGCAACAACUAUGACCUGACCAGCCUGAACGUGAAAGCUGGAGACGUCAUCACCGUGCUGGAGCAGCACGCAGACGGGCGCUGGAAGGGCUGCAUCCAUGACAAUCGGACCGGCAAUGACCGCGUGGGCUACUUCCCCUCCAGCCUCGUGGAAGCCAUAAGCAAGCGAACAGGGUCCCGCGGGGCCGACAUGAGCCCGUCCCACCUCUCACCAUCGCAGGGUGGAUCGGCCGCGCCCGCACCCACCGAGGAGAUCUGGGUGCUGAGGAAACCCUUCACAGGUGGUGACCGCAGCAGCCUGGGUAGCACGGGCAGCGUGGCCUCAGCCCGCAGCUCAGGGAGUGGGCAGAGCACGGGCAGCGGGGCGCAUGCCCUGCACGCUGGCUCCGAGGGCGUCAAGCUGCUGGCAACGGUCCUUUCCCAGAAGGCUUCUGCGCAAGAUGCUGCCGUGGGCGAUGGGCCGGCCAAGGCGCAGGACAUCCCCGCAGGCUCGUCGCGGUCGCAGAGUGUGGCCAGCUCCCCCUAUGCCCCCCAGCCGCCUGCCGAGCAGCAGCUGAAGAAGAUGGAGCCGCCGUCAGAGGGGAAGAGCUCAGAGGCUGUGUACCAGUGGUUGUGCAAGUUCCAGCUGCAGCUUUACGCACCCAACUUCAUCAAUGCUGGCUACGACAUCACCACCAUCAGCCGGAUGACGCCAGAGGACCUCACGGCCAUCGGUGUCACCAAGCCGGGGCACAGGAAGAAGAUUGCCUCUGAGAUCAAUAACCUCAACAUCCCCGAGUGGCUGCCCGAGUACAAGCCGGCCAACCUGGCGCUGUGGCUCUCCAUGAUUGGGCUAUCCCAGUACUACAAGGUGCUGGUGGAGAAUGGCUACGAGAACAUCGACUUCAUCACUGACAUCACCUGGGAGGACCUGCAGGAGAUCGGCAUCACCAAGCUGGGCCACCAGAAGAAGCUGAUGCUGGCGGUGAAGAAGCUGGCAGAGCUGCAGCGGGCCGAGCUGGGCAAGUAUGAGCCGGGCACGCUGAAGAGGAAGGCGGCGGCAUGCCCGGAGGUGCUGGCCAUCGAGUCCCCGCCACCAGAACCACCCGAGUGCCAGUCACCCAAGAUGACAACGUUCCAGGACAGUGAGCUCAGCAGCGAGCUGCAGGUGGCCAUGACGGGCGAAGGCCCCGAGGAGGCGUCCGAGAAGCCAGCCAACCCCGCAGCCCCUGGCUACCGCUCGCCGCCAGGGCUGGGUGGCCGUGCCAGGCAGAUGAGCAGCUCGCAGGAGCUGCUGGGCGAUGGCCCCCGUGCCUCCGCCGCCACCGCCAUCUCCAAGAGCCAGGAGUACCUGGCAGAAGGGACCCCUGAGGGUCCCCCCGUGCCACCGACCAAGGAGCUCCGCCAGCCACGGCACGGCCACUCCGUCAAGCGUGCCAGUGUUCCGCCGGUGCCCGGCAAACCCCGGCAGCCUUUCCCGCCCACCGCCGGGCACCUGACACCACCGCAGACCCCCAGCAAGCCGCGUCCACCCUCCCCACAGGGCCCAUCGGCACCCCACGCCACCGCCAAGGUGAAGCCCACUCCGCAGCUGCUGCCGCCGGGUGAGCGCCCUGCGUCGCCCCGCUCCCUGCCCCAGUCGCCCACGCACCGUGGCUUUGCCUACGUCCUUCCGCAGCCCACCGAUGGCGAGGGGGCUCCCCCAGGAGUGCCGGUCCUGCCCGUCUCAGUGCCGGUGCUGUGCCUGCCGCCAGCAGGCGAGGGUGAAGAGGAGCCGGGGAGGCCGAAGAAGCGGGCACACAGCCUGAACCGCUAUGCCGCCUCCGACAGCGAGCAGGAACGGGACGAGCUGCUGGUGCCCGACGCAGGGCCUUAUGCCACCGUGCAGCGGCGCGUGGGGCGCAGCCACUCAGUGCGGGCACCUGCUGGCGGCGACAAGAAUGUCAACCGUAGCCAGUCCUUCGCCAUCCGCCCCAAGAAGAAGGGGCCCCCGCCGCCGCCACCCAAACGCUCCAGCUCUGCCAUCUCCAGUGCCGGCAUGGCUGAGGACUUCCCCAAGGACGGUGAAGGUGAGGCGGCCGCCGGAACCCCCAGCACUGAGGGGGAGAGCCGCCAGGAGCAGCGGCGUGCCAGCGAUCUGGGUGGCAGUGUGGACACGGGCAGCGCUGGCAGCGUGCGCAGCAUCGCAGCCAUGCUGGAGAUGUCCUCCAUUGGUGGUGGGGCGCGGGCGCUGGCCCUGCAGAAACCACCUGGGGCUGGUGUGCCUGGCAAGGGGCCCGAUGGGUACUACUUGCAGCCGGGAGCCCCCCCGGGCAGCCCCGAGCGUGCCCGUGUGGCCACCGUCCUGGCUACCGUCAAGCACAAGGAGGCUAUUGGGCUGGACGGGGAGGUGGUGAACCGGCGCCGGACCAUCAGCGGUCCCGUCACCGGGCUGGUGGCGGCCGCACGCCGCGAGCGUGCCGACAGCGUGCGCUCCGAGACAGGCGCUGAUGGCCCCGGCGAGCGUCUGCGGGCUGAGCGUGGUGGGUCUCCAGACACCAUCCCCUUUGCUGAGGAGGGCAACCUCACCAUCAAGCAGCGGCCACGCGCCCUGGGACCGGCCCGGGUGGAUGCAGGGGAAGGGCUGUCCCCAGCGCACCGCCAUGGGGACCUGGCCAAGGUGGAGGCCAGCGCCACACUCAAGCGGCGCAUCCGUGCCCGGCAGAGCCAGCAGGACAGCGUCCGCUUCAUCCUCACUGAGUCUGACACCGUCAAGCGCCGGCCCAAGGCCAAGGACAAGGAGCCGGCGCUGGAGCCGGCCCCUCUUGCCGUCUACCAGAAUGGCACCGGCACUGUCAAGCGGCGGCCGGCCUCGGAGCUGAGUGGGGCUGAGCCGCCCCCAACCCCGCCGCCUGCCACCCGCCCCGAUGGUCCUGACUUCACCCCGCCGCCCGCCGAGCCCAAGAAGCCCUUCAAGCCGCCGGUGUCCCCCAAGCCCGUGCUGACACAGCCAGCGCAGAAGGUCCCUGGGCCACCAGUGCCCAUCCCCAAAAAGAUGCCCAUCCCAAGCCCAGGCAGCCCAGAGGUGAAACGCGUCCACGGCACGCCACCCCCAGUAUCCCCCAAGCCCACACCACCCCCCACGGCCCCCAAGCCCCCCAAGCCCCACGCCGCCAUCCAGUCGGUGAGCGCGGGCUCCACGCCGACUCCGUCCCCCGCCCGGCAGCUGGGCGCUGCUGCCAAGCCCUCCAGCACGCCGCCCUCACUCUGCUCCAGCCCCGCCAAGCCCCUCUCGCCCGGCGCUCAGCCCCAGCAGGUGCCGGUGAAACCGCCACGUUCCGCUAUCGCCGGACCCUCUGUUGACAGCGCCAGCCCUGAGCUGGUGCAGCAGAAGCUGGAGGAGACCAGCGCAUCCCUGGCUGCCGCGCUGCAGGCUGUGGAGGAGAAGAUCAAGCAGGAGGACAGCCAGGCGGCAGACUCUGCUGCGGAGGCCAAGAGCACGGGCAGCAUCCUGGAUGACAUCGGCAGCAUGUUCGACGACCUGGCCGACCAGCUGGACGCCAUGCUGGAGUGAGGGGCGCGACGGCCCCGCGAACCUCAGGGCUUACGUGGGCACAAGGGCACAACGAUCCGCGACCUUCCGGCCCCACCGUCCCCUUUGUACAGCCGUCCCCUCCCGGACCUCCCAUCCCUCGGGGUUUGCACAAAGAAGAAGAUACCUCAGGAUUGUGCUCACGGACUCGGCGCCCGCCCGCCACGGCUCCGGCAGGACUCCCUUCUGCAGAAGCAAAAAAUACAAUAGAAGAAGCAAAGCAACACCACCCGGCCUGAAGCGCCCCGCUCGCACCAGAUCCGGGUUUGGGGUUUUCUCUCCCUCCCUGCGGUGGCCUCAUGGUUGCCCUGCCAGCCCCGGUCCCCGAAUGUAGCACAACCCGGCGCGGCACUGAUGGCGUUCAUCCACCCGUGCCCUCUUGUUCCGGUGGCGAGUCCGGAUGGGCGAUGCACUUAGGUUUCUUUCCUUUCAUUUUUCUUUUCAUUUUCACUUUUGGUCAUAUUUUUUCCUUCGUCGUUGGCGAGCAUUGGGCCGGGCACGGUGCUGGGUACCCCUACAGCACCCGGACCCUCGUGCCCGCAGCUGCCCAGCCCCGCGCUGCUGCUGUGGGCUCUUCACAUCGGGGUGGGAAAGGGGCUUUUUGUCGGUACCAUUGCAAAUGGGUGAGCUCCUGCUUGGGGCAGGCGGGGGAGCAGUGGGUCGUGCCCCUGGCCGGGCCCUCGCCGCCGAGGGAGAGGACGUCAUAAGCUAUAAAGAAGUAUUAAUUUAUUGGAGGGGAAAAACGACGGAGAGAUAUAAAGCAGAUUUCCCCCAUCCCCAAAAUAAUAAUAAUAAUAAAAAAGAAUAAACUUUAACAAAUAUAUAUUUAAAAGAUUUAAAAAAAAAAAUAUUAGCAAUUAUAUAUAAAGCCGUUUAAAAAAGAAAAAAAUCAAGAGAGAACUGGAUUUUAGCUUGAGAAAAACUAUUAGAUUAUACUAAGCUGUGUGUCUUGUGGCAAACUCAUUCUCCGAGUAGCACAAUAUUUACCUUGACCUGGGUGGAAGGUACGUGCAAGCCGUUCUGUUCGGGUUUUCCGUUGGGUUUCAGUGUGCCGUCUUUCUUUCUACACCGUUAAGAACUCAAAGGAUGUGCCUUGUUUUAUGGAGGUUUUUGUUAACUCUUCUACCGGAGGCGUUGCAUUUCUUUCGGAGUGUCUUCAGGUUUUUCAUUGGACUUUCUUUUUUUCGGCAUUUGUUUUGUGUGUGUGUGUGUGUGUGUGUGUGUGUGUGUGUGUGUGUGUGUGCGCACGCGGUGUGUGCGUGCGUCCCGGCGCACGGCUGUACAUUCAUGUAUAAACAGGAGUCUGGUUCAGUCGCUUGAGUUCUGACGAAUGCAUUUUUUUUUUUUGCUUGUGGUUCCCAACCCAAGUGUUGCUGUUACCUCUCUCUGCCCGAGCCGCUCAGGCUGGGCUCGCCCUCCCCUCCCCGCCUCCUUCCCCUCCCGUUGUGGUCGCUGAUCCAGAUGUGUUUGGCACAACUUUGAAAUUUCUUUACAAAAAAAAAAAA